Phialemonium atrogriseum is the source of this 1706-nucleotide messenger RNA. RefSeq lists its product as uncharacterized. The coding region runs from base 268 to 1365 and encodes 365 amino acids. Lineage: Eukaryota; Fungi; Ascomycota; Sordariomycetes; Cephalothecales; Cephalothecaceae. The transcript has a single exon. The record is from RefSeq and is a predicted model, not a curated record.
UCAUUCUGGGCAAUGAGAUCAUUGAGACGAGACUCGCUUGCGCCACAGCUUUACACAUUCGAGAACCACAGACCAAGGGCCUCGAUUGUCGAGUAGCAACACGCGACCGGCUGCACUCAGCCCUCAGCCGCUCCAAUCUUGUGGCCUGCCCAUUUGGCGCAGAUCAUCAAAUGCGCAUUUCCCAGCCUCACCUCCUUUCCUAGAAUUAUCAACGUCGCAUGCCGACAACUGCCACGGAGCGACGCGGUUUGUUGACCUCUCGCCAAGAUGUUUGGACGCGGCAUGUUUCGCUUGCUUCUCCUGCUCACCUCCCUGUUUCUGCUAUACAUUUCUUUCCCGUAUCUGUACCACUUGGGCGAUUAUGUGCGACAAACGAACCCCUUCUCCGGCCAGAAGGACAUCGAGCGGCCUUUUGUCGCCACCGAGACCGAACUGGCCUGCCUCAACGGUACCCCCAUCCCGGGCGACCCCCACGAUGAUGGCACUGCCAAGCCCAUACCCAAUGUGGUGCAUUUCAUCUUCGGGCUGAAGAACCCCCUCUACCACCCGGGCGCCGGCCACUUCGACUUCCUGAAUUACCUAGCCGUCCGCAGCGCCCUCGUUUCCCUCAAGCCCGACGCCGUCUACCUCCACUACACCUACCUCUCCGAGCCGCCCUCGCCCUCGGCCGAUGCCGACCCGCUCACCAACCCGUGGGUGCGCCGCCUCGCCAACGACAUCACCCUCGUGCACCACCCGCCCUGCGCUAGCGCGGCCCAGUACGCGCACAUGAGCGACACCCUCCGCCUCCGCCUCCUGCUCGAGCAUGGCGGCAUCUACUUAGACAUGGACACCUUCGCGCUGCGGCCAUUCACCCACAUCCUCGGUCCGCCGCACCCACGCGACACCGUCCUCGGCGCCGAGGGCGGUAACCGAUGGGGGCUCUGCAACGCCUUCGUGGCCGCCCGCCCCAACAGCACCUUUGUCGCGCGCUGGCUGACCAGGUACCCAGCGGCCGACGACGCCUCGGGCGCGGCCGACCUCGGGCGGGCGUGGAACUACCACAGCGUGCUGCUGCCGCGCGAGCUGGCGGCCAGCCACGCGGGCGAGGUAUGCCCGCUCGCGCCGGACGCCUUCUUCUGGCCCACGUGGACGUGGCGCCACGUCGACUGGAUGCACGCCCCGCUGGGGCGCGCCGCCGCCGACUUCUGGGCCGCCGAGAUCGAGCGCCACGGCGGCGCCCUGUUCGCGAACCAGCUCGCCUACCACGCCUGGGGCCAGAUGGCCUAUGACAGGUACCUCAAGCGGCUGAACCCGCGGGUUGUGAGGGACAGGGACACGAGGUUCAACCUCCUUGUGAGGCGCUUCAUGGAGGAUGAUCUGUAGGGCCGGGACCAGGACUUUGCUUUGCUCUGUAGGGCUUGUUGGCGUUUCCCUCGACGGACGAGCUGGCGCUUUAUAUGGGUUGUGUUUGGGAAUAGAGGGAAUAGGGAACUCUGGAUACCCUUUCUACUAGGUCCUUGGCGUCGGGGGAAAAGGCGUAAAACCAAGGUUGGUUCUAUUUUGUGGGACAGGUUGGACGGGUUAUGGUCUGGAAAAUUGUCGGCCAACUAGAUUAUGUCACUGCUUAGCUUGGAACAAUAUAUAUUACGUGUCCUGUGCAUGCUGGCUAAAUGUUGGGUCCGUCUAGUUUCGUCCCAUGAACGCCUCUAGAGCGCCUAAAAUAC